AAUGCUUGAAUUUUUGUCCACCGACAGUGCUUGCCUAAUUAUUCCACUUGUCUUUUUCCUGGAUCGUUUUGUAGCAAUUGUUUUGUAAAGCAACUGCUUUCUUUUCUCUUUCUUUCUAAACUGCUUAAUUAAACCCAUCCAUCAUCUACAAUAUAAGAUUUUCUUUCUUCUUCAAGUUUUCAUCUCAAAUAUCAGAUUUGCUUUCAUUACAGCUCCAGGUGCAUUCAGAGAAACGGAUAUGGAAUCCAUUGAGUUUUUUCAAGUUUUCAUCACAAUCAUCAUGACUCUGUUCUACAGCUACUUCAGAUCAUUAACGUCUUCUUCUUCUUCUUCUUCUGCUGCUGCUGCUGCUGAUACUGAUAUCCCCCCUGUUAAAAAUAAGUACGAUGUGUUUCUUAGUUUCAGAGGUGAGGACACGCGCGAUGCUUUUACCAGCCAUCUUCACAAGGCUUUACUUGGGAAGAACAUCGACACCUACAUAGAUAACAGGCUCGAGAGAGGAGAUGAAAUUGCUCCUACCCUUCUAGAAGCAAUCGAGAAAUCGAAACUUGCACUAGUCAUUUUCUCAAAAGACUAUGCUUCUUCCACAUGGUGUUUGAAAGAACUUGUGCAAAUACUUGGAUGCAAGAAAAGCCAUGGACAGAUUGUUAUACCCAUUUUUUAUCGCAUAGAUCCAUCACAUGUACGAAAACAGCAGGGAACUUAUGCACUUGAAGAUCGUCCGCUUAAGCGCAGCCGUAGGGAUGAGGUGGCCAACUGGAGGGCUGCUUUGGAGGAAGCAGCAAAUAUGUCUGGGUUUCAUUAUUCCAGCAAAACAGGGACAGAGGCCCAUUUUGUUGAGAAAGUUGUUCAAGAUGUUUUGACCAAAUUGAAUCGCGAUUUGUCAAGUGAUUUAAAGGGUCUGGUUGGAAUUGAAAAGAAAAUUGAGAAAAUUGAGUCGUUAUUAUGCUUGGAUUCACCAGGUGUUUGCUGUGUUGGUAUUUGGGGCAUGGGUGGUAUUGGCAAGACCACCCUUGCUGAUGCUGUAUUUCACAGGCACUCCUCUAAAUUUGAAGUUUGUUGUUUUCUUGCAAAUGUCAGGGAGAACUCAGAACAAACGAAUGGACUACGUCAGUUGCGAAAUACACUUGUUCGUGAAUUAUUGAAGGAUAAAGAUGUAAAUAUCAACACUCCGUCUAUUCCACCUCAUAUUCAAGAUAGGCUCAGGCGUACAAAGGCGUUCAUUGUUCUUGAUGACGUGAAUGCUCGAGAACACCUAGAAGUUCUUGUUGGUGAUCAUGAUCGGUUUUGCCAAGGAAGUCGAAUCAUUAUAACUGCUAGAGAUAAAGGCCUACUUGAGCAAAAAGUUGACCCUGCGAAGAUAUUCAGCGUUGAGGGAUUAGGUUCUGAUGAAGCUCUUGAGCUAUUUCAUUCGCAUGCUUUUGGAAAUAAGUCUCCAACAACAGAUCAUCCUAAGUUGUCAAGAGAGGUGGUGGAUUAUAUUAAGGGCAUUCCAUUGUGAUGAAAAAGUGAAAAUUGAUGGGGGCGUGCGUAGUGGCGUUCUUGAAUCUUGGUUUGAAUGCACGAAAGUUCUUUAGUCAAAUCUCCUUGACUUUACUUUUUUAUAUUUUAAUUUCUAUUGAUCGUUUGUGCUUUUUUUAUCUUCAAAAGCAAAAGUUUGUACGUAAAGCGUGUAAGGGGGGUCCCAUGUGCCCUUGCCUUUGUUCAGUGUAUUGUUCAGUGUAUGAAUGCUUGAAUUUUUGUCCA
This is a messenger RNA of Prunus dulcis (almond), 1746 nucleotides long. Its product is annotated as TMV resistance protein N-like. The record is from RefSeq and is a predicted model, not a curated record. The transcript is spliced from 2 exons. Gene Ontology annotation, molecular function: ADP binding. Gene Ontology annotation, biological process: signal transduction; defense response. NCBI's taxonomy places the organism in Eukaryota, Viridiplantae, Streptophyta, Magnoliopsida, Rosales, Rosaceae. Bases 239 to 1501 code for a protein of 420 amino acids.